This is a messenger RNA of Fraxinus pennsylvanica, 1050 nucleotides long. The record is from the annotation of a GenBank genome assembly. NCBI's taxonomy places the organism in Eukaryota, Viridiplantae, Streptophyta, Magnoliopsida, Lamiales, Oleaceae.
AUGGCCUACUUGCAGGAUGAAUCCGAAUCCGACUUUUUCGACCGCAUACCCGACCCGAUUGUACUCCUCAUCUUCAACAACCUAUCUGAUAUCAAGUCCCUCAUUUGUUGUCGAUCCGUUUCCAAGCGGUUCAACUCGCUUGUCCCUCAGACGGACUCAGUCCUCCUCCGUGUGGACAGGGUAAUCUCCGCCUCUGACUCUGAGUUUGACUAUGGCGUUUCGUUUGUUUUCACACUCUUUAAGUCUUUGUUCAAGUCUCUUCAGGAUCUCAUUUCGCCAUACAAGGCAUCUUUGCCUGAACCGACCCGGUCUCAGAACUCACCCACUCAGAUCCUUCGAGGGUUCGACGGGAUAAGGAAUCUACGAGUCGAGUUGCCUUCUGGAGACCUGAGGCUGGAGAAGGGCACGACGAUUAAAUGGGUGGCGAGAUUUGGGAAGACCCUGAAGAGUUGUGUAAUUUUGGGGUUCAGAAAUAGUAAUACGGGUUUGGAAGGAAUGGUGGAUUUUGAUAAUAAUGGUGGCGCCGGAGCUGGAGGAGGACUGAAAAUGCGCGUUGUAUGGACUAUAAGCGCUUUGAUCGCGGCCUCUGCAAGGCAUUACAUGAUGCUAGACGUGAUUAGCGAGCAAAAUCAUCUUACAAAUCUCAUUGUAAACGACAGGGAGAAUGAGGGAACUGUAAUAGUCGACAAAGACGGGCUGAAAGAAUGCCGGAAUUCUUCUGUCGACGAAGCAGAGGAAGAAAUAAAUGAAAGCAGCAAUGGGACUGACAGCGGAUUGUGGUGGAGGACUGAUAGGACGACAGUACCUGCAGUAAGAAUGAGGAUGCGGCACGAGGCAAGAAUGGAACUUUCUGGAGGAAUGAUAAUGGAGGGUGCCACAUUGGUGGUGGUGCGGCCGGUGAGCGGUGGCGGGGAGCGGAAUGAGAUGGAGGAGCAGAGCGGCGACAUUGAAUUGGCCGCCGGAGCCUUCGCGAAAGAAGGAAUUUAUGCUGAGGCUGCAGAGAGAUUGCUCAAGAGCAGAAGUUAUAUUCUAGAAAUGAACUCGUUUUGA